Molecule: messenger RNA, 435 nt
Organism: Chondrus crispus (carragheen)
Lineage: Eukaryota; Rhodophyta; Florideophyceae; Gigartinales; Gigartinaceae
Exons: 1
Coding region: 1-435 (144 amino acids)
Source: RefSeq, a predicted model, not a curated record
AUGCCAACGAUCGUGCUCGAUACCAACAUCCUAGUGGCCGCCCUGCUGCGCGGUGGUGGUAGCGCCCGGACGGUCGUCAGAGCCUGUCUGACGGGGCAAUAUCUGCCGGUCCUCGGCCCAGCGCUUUUUGCCGAGUACGAAGAGGUCUUGGGCCGUGAGGCGCUUUUUGCUGACGCGGUCUUGCCCGCCAACGAACGCGAGGAAGUCUUCAACGGGUUUUUGCACCAGUGCCAAUGGAUCGAAGUGUUCUUUGGGUGGCGCCCGAAUUUACCCGAUGAGGCUGACAAUCACUUGAUUGAAUUGGCGAUCGCCGCUCAGGCCGAUGCAAUCGUCACGCGCAAUCUUCGCGACGUGGCUCGCGGCGAACUGAAAUUUCCGAACUUGAAAGUUUUAACCCCUGAACAGUGCCUGGAGGAGUUUCCAUGUCCACGUUGA